Messenger RNA from Acanthochromis polyacanthus (spiny chromis), 2510 nucleotides. RefSeq names its product serine protease 57-like. The transcript is spliced from 5 exons. Lineage: Eukaryota; Metazoa; Chordata; Actinopteri; Pomacentridae. Gene Ontology annotation, molecular function: serine-type endopeptidase activity. The coding region runs from base 962 to 1702 and encodes 246 amino acids. Gene Ontology annotation, biological process: proteolysis. The record is from RefSeq and is a predicted model, not a curated record.
UAAUAAUUAGUUAUUUUAACACAAGGCUCAAAUAUCUAAUAUUUAGCAGCAGCACCAGCACAUGCACCAACAGAGUCACUUUCUGGCAAACAGUUGUGUGCAAUCAUAAAAACCAAAACUGACAAAGAUAGGCUUGAACUUAAAGAACACCUGAGGCCCCAUGAAAGAAUAUGACAACUUGAUGUUUUCCUGAAAAUAAAUGUCAACGUCAUGAAUGUCCUAGAUCCAAAAGUUACAUAGAAAUAGUUUAAAGACAACAUGGUUAAUGUUCUGGAGUGGCCAAGUCAGACCACAACACAUUUGAGGAUUUAAAAAACUUGUGUUCUCUCACAGACCCCAGGAAGCCUGACAAAGGUUCAGCAGUGUUGCAAAUAAAAAUAAUGUAAAACUGUAAAAGCGUCCAGAAGUGUAAGGAUGAUUUAGACUUAUUCACAUAGGCUCAAUGCUGAAAUUGCAGCCAAAGGAGCAUCUACUAAAUACUAAAUGAAGGAGGUAAAAAUUUCUGAAAUCACUGAUUUUACAUUUUUAACGGACUGGCAUUACUUUGUAGAAAUCUGUUUCACUCUGACAUAAAAGACUCUGGCGUUGCAAAUUCUUGUCAAGAAGGCCAAACUACACUGACCAUGAUCCAAUCUAAAAAAGCAAUUAAAGGGGACAUCUUUCAAAGGGGCCAAAUACUUUUCCGAGGUACUGCAUAUGAGCAUACAUUAACAUUGUGCACUUCUUUCUGAAAAAUCUUCGAGCUUUAACACCAGCAAUCUCUUGCAUCAAUUAUGAUGCAAGAGACUGAUGGCUUUCAAAAGCUAAAACCAUGUCUUUUGUAAUCUUACCAAUAACUUCACAAAAAUGCCAACAGCAUGUUGGCAAAUACACUGAAGCAAUAAAGACCACAAAAAAAGCAAGAUCUCUUCUCUAAAAACUAUAAAACCAAAAGGUGAAAGUCUUGAUUUCACUAGAGACCAUGGCAGUGAGCUUCGUACUUCUGCUGCUCUUUGUCUUCAAUGGAGCUGAUGGCUCUCAUAUUGUUGGAGGCAGAGAUGCUCCAUCCCACUCACGUCCAUACAUGGCCUCUUUGCAAGUCGGAGGCCAACACAUCUGUGGAGGAGCACUCGUGAGGGAGGACUUUGUGGUGACUGCCGCACAUUGUAGAGUACGCGGAAGAUACACCGUGGUGCUUGGAGCUGAUUCCCUGACAGCUAACGAGCCCUCAAAGCAGGAGUUCAGAGCUGCCAGACUCAUUCCACAUCCACAGUAUGACCCAAGACGACUUCGCAAUGACAUCAUGCUCAUACAGCUUAACAACAGGGCCCGACUGACCGAAGAAGUGCAGCUGAUUCCUCUGAAAGCUGACAGGGUUACAGCAAGGAGUCGGUGCCUGACAGCUGGCUGGGGGACUAUAGAUGAUAACAACACCUUACCGCGCAGGCUUCAAGAAGUCAACGUCACCAUCCUCUCGACACAAGCGUGUCGCAGGAGAUGGGGGCAAGCUUCCAUCACCAGGGCGAUGAUUUGUGGCAGGGGUGGCCGUGCCUUUCAAGGCUUCUGCUCUGGGGAUUCGGGUGGUCCACUUGUGUGCGAUGGAGCUACAGCCGGCGUGGUCUCCUUCUCUGGACAGCGAUGUGGAGACCCUCGGACCCCUGAUGUCUACACUCGCAUAUCGUCCUUCAGGGAAUGGAUAACAACUGUGAUAAAUAACAGCUAGGCCAACCAGAUUGUUUGAUAAUAUGUCAGCAUGCUUGACUGGAUUGCAGUGCUGUGUUUGUUGAAAUAAUGUGAUGUCUUUUUGUUGCCUUGCAUUCAUCAGUGUUUGUUAUACAGAAUGCUUUCCAAAUAGCAGAACUUCAUUAUAAAGGUAAAAUAUAAAGAGCUGAAGAUAACAGACUAUGCUAGAAUAUCUCUUACAUUCCAAGGCUUUCUUUUUUCUUUUUGUUUUGCUGCAUUUAAAAUAUGUAUCAACAGUUGUAUCACCUAAAACAAACAAUAAAAAAAAAAUCCAUUCUGUUGUUGUUACAAAUUGUGAUUUUAUAGGGGAACUAAAUGUGUCUCUGCUGUUCCAUUUUAUAAGCAAUAAAGGUGGCUACACAGCUGAACAGGUGAGGCAUUCAUGUGACAAGUUACACCUGAAUGUUUGGACUAGGAAUGUUAGUGAUUAAUUAGUUCUUUGGGAAUACUUGAUAACUGAAUAAAAAAACAAAACAGAAGAAGAAGGACAUGCAUGUCAGAAAGCUUAUUGUAGGUUAAAUUCAGUACCUGGUUGCACCACCAGGUGAAGUCUUUUCCUGUUUUAGACAGUAGUGAUCAGAGGAGGCAGUCAGUUUCAUGUUGGUGAGCAGAGAACAUUGUGGGACUUCAGGUCGCAAAAGGGCACCAUGACAAAGCUUUUUAGGCUAUCAGGACAGUGCAUCUGUACUACAAUGGCAAAUGUAACUAAGUUGUAAUGUGACUGUUGUUGAGAAAACUUAUAUGGUGGUGUAUGGAAUCAUAGCCAUUAAACGUGUGUUAUUGAUAAA